Molecule: messenger RNA, 1524 nt
Organism: Durio zibethinus
Lineage: Eukaryota; Viridiplantae; Streptophyta; Magnoliopsida; Malvales; Malvaceae
Source: RefSeq, a predicted model, not a curated record
AUGUUUAUUAUCAGGUUGCAGGUUGGUGAUGGAACAGCCCGGCUGCUUCUUGGUGUAAUAUCCGAUCUUAAACUCCCUCAUCCACCUCCAGUUGCUACAGUGCCUCUGGGAACUGGAAACAAUCUGCCUUUUUCUUUUGGCUGGGGAAAGAAAAAUCCUGGUACAGACCGCCAAUCUGUAUUGUCAUUUUUGGAGCAAGUAAAGACUGCAAAGGAAAUGAAAAUCGACAGCUGGCACAUUAUCAUGAGAAUGAAGACCCCUGAGGAAGGUUCUUGUGAUCCUAUUGGGCCUCUUGAACUACCCCAUUCUUUGCAUAAGUUUCAUCGCAUCUCUCAAACAGACAAACUAAGCAUGGAGGGUUAUCACACAUAUCGUGGAGGAUUUUGGAACUACUUCAGCAUGGGAAUGGAUGCACAAAUAUCAUAUGCAUUUCACUCUGAGAGGAAAUUGCACCCAGAAAAAUUCAGAAAUCAGUUAAUUAAUCAGAGUACUUAUGUAAAGCUUGGAUGUACUCAAGGUUGGCUUUUCGCUUCUCUUUUUCGUCCUUCAUCAACGAGCAUAGCUCAGCUAACAACAGUUAAGAUCAUGAAGAAACAAGGCCAAUGGGAGGACCUCAACAUACCUCGCAGCAUUGGCUCUAUCGUCUGCCUAAAUUUGCCUAGUUUCUCUGGUGGAUUCAAUCCUUGGGGAAAACCAUAUAGGAAGAAAUUUCAUGAUAGGGGCUUGACUCCUCCUUUUGUAGAUGAUGGCCUGAUUGAGAUAGUCGGUUUUAGAAAUGUCCUGCAUGGGCUAGUUUUGCUUGCGCCAAAUGGACACGGGACUCGUUUAGCACAGGCAAAUGCAGUCCGAUUUGAGUUUAAAAAGGGUGCAGCCGAUCACACAUUUAUGAGGAUCGAUGGAGAACCAUGGAAACAACCCCUUCCAGUAGAUGAUGACACAGUGGUAGUGGAAAUAUCUCACUUUGGUCAAGUAAGCAUGCUUGCUACCCCAUUUUGCCGCUCCCAGAGUGUGUACAAUCCUUCUUCACCUAUCAGUCACGAUGAGGAUAACGAUAGUGCUGACGAAGGAGAAUCUCUGGACGAUGAUUGGGAAGAAAAAAGAAAGUUCGGAGCAGCUGACACGUUCAAAUUUCCUGAUGAAUUUGACAUAACUCAACUCAAUCAUCAGAAUCAUUGAUGUCGAUUUUAUUGAUUCUUCUUCACAUUUGCCUUUAGAUUAAGAGUAAUUGCUAAUAGUGCUGAAGUGAAGAAUUUGUAAUUUGUAACAAAAUUAUGAUCUAAUUCUUGCUUAAUUUCAACCAAGGUUUUCAAAUUGAUGCUUAGAUUGUUGCUUGUCCCUAAUUAUUCUAAUUAUUUUGUCUAGUUGUGGUAAUUUAUUGUUUAGGAAAGGAUUUGAUAUGAAUUUCAACAUAAAAGUUUAUUAGUACAAUAUUAUGAAGGAAAAAUAGAAAACAAUCAAUACAUAUAUAUCAAUGAACAAGAAUUUGAACCUCCCAAACAGAACAGCCCAUCUCAUUUUCCCAUU